CAUCCUCACUUUACGCACAUCAAUUCACAUUCUCUCAGAAACCAAACAGCAAAAAGAGUAAUAAACCCAAAUGGCUCGUACCAAGCAAACCGCUAGAAAAUCCACCGGAGGAAAGGCUCCGAGGAAGCAGCUGGCGACGAAAGCGGCGAGGAAGUCGGCUCCGGCCACGGGAGGAGUGAAGAAGCCGCACAGAUUCCGUCCCGGAACCGUUGCCCUUCGUGAGAUCAGGAAGUACCAGAAGAGCACCGAGCUUCUCAUCCGCAAGCUUCCCUUCCAGCGUCUGGUCCGUGAGAUCGCUCAGGACUUCAAGACGGAUCUGAGGUUCCAGAGCAGCGCCGUCGCGGCUUUGCAAGAGGCUGCUGAGGCUUACCUUGUUGGUUUGUUCGAAGACACCAAUCUCUGCGCGAUUCACGCCAAAAGAGUGACGAUCAUGCCCAAGGAUAUCCAGCUCGCUAGGAGAAUCCGUGGUGAAAGAGCUUGAAGACUUAUCUAGCUUUGUCUAGUUCGUUAAUGUGUACUUUGAUCCAUGGUGAAUUUUCUAAAGGUUUAGUCUUUGUUAAGAUAGUCUUUAAGGUGUUCGACGAAAUACCUCAAUGAAUAUGUUCUCUUGUUUAAUAUUAUUGCCUAAUUGUCUUUGAUAUUUAUUUUCUAUUAUGUGUUUAAAUCA
This is a messenger RNA of Brassica napus (rape), 667 nucleotides long. Its product is annotated as histone H3.2. Gene Ontology annotation, molecular function: DNA binding; structural constituent of chromatin; protein heterodimerization activity. Bases 71 to 481 code for a protein of 136 amino acids. The record is from RefSeq and is a predicted model, not a curated record. The transcript has a single exon. NCBI's taxonomy places the organism in Eukaryota, Viridiplantae, Streptophyta, Magnoliopsida, Brassicales, Brassicaceae. Gene Ontology annotation, cellular component: nucleosome.